Nilaparvata lugens (brown planthopper) is the source of this 2776-nucleotide messenger RNA. It is a transcript of the gene Uvrag, whose product is annotated as UV radiation resistance-associated protein. The record is from RefSeq and is a predicted model, not a curated record. Lineage: Eukaryota; Metazoa; Arthropoda; Insecta; Hemiptera; Delphacidae. The transcript has 9 exons. Gene Ontology annotation, molecular function: SNARE binding. Gene Ontology annotation, cellular component: endosome; lytic vacuole. The coding region runs from base 329 to 2188 and encodes 619 amino acids. Gene Ontology annotation, biological process: SNARE complex assembly.
GCCAUUCGCUUGGAUCGCUUUGUCAAGAUUGUCACUUGUCAUUUUCUCUUGUGUCUUGUCUUUAGUCUAUGUGACUAUAAGUUAAUCUUUGAAUUAAUCCUAAUGUUGGUGUGAGUAGAAAAUAAAGUUGUUUUUAAUUUUGUUGAUUAAACCAUUUUCUCUCAAAAAUCAAUAUAAUUGUUGAAUAAACGACAAUCUACAGUUGUGUGAAACUGUGAAGUGUGUAUAUUGCGUGAUAACUGGAAUGCAGUCAAGGAUAUUAUUCAAAACAUUGGUUUAUAAGAAAAUCUGUUUUUGUUAAUGUGGAAUGAUGUGAUAAGAUGCGGCAAUGUCGUUGCUACAGCAAAGAGCUCCAUUGAGAUGGAAGGAGUGGCUGCCUUUAAUCACUGAACAGCAACGAUUGAGGAGCGUAAUACAGAUAAUUGCGUACAAUGUUAAAUACGAAACCGAAAAUAAAUGUGAAAAAUGCUCCUUCUACUACACACUGCAUACAACAACGAUGUCAGCACCGUUUUACACCAGCGAAAAAUUGGAGAGUGAAAAUCCAAAGUGGGCUGAGUUGGAAGUCAACAGACAAUUCGGAACAGCCAAAGGCGUUGUUAUCAGGCUGUGGCAGCACAGUGAGCAAGGUGAUCACGUGAUCACAGUCUGGGGAGUCUACUUCAGUGGCCUGGUGUAUCUCGGCCCGAAACUGGUCUCGUCCGAUCCCAGCACCUUGCAAUCCAACACAAUAAUAUUCUAUAUGAAAGGUGGCUACUUCACAGCACCGCACUGUUUCAAGAGCGCGCGAUCUCCCCCCACUAGGAGAAGAACCACUCAGCUGCCUUCGGCCGACGUCAAACCCAGCUACACUGCCAGCUCACUCUCAAGGUUACAUACAGUUCAGCAUGCCAUCAAAAAGCAGGUGCAAGCAGUGGACCUGUUGAGGGAGAAGAUAACAGCUGGCGGUCUGGGCCACAGCAAUGAGCCCAAAGAGAGCGCCAUUCUGAGGCGGUUGAUGAGCAAAGGUCGGCCCAGAGCUCAGUAUCAAGAUUUCCUAAAGAUUAAAAAGGAAACUGAGAUUGUGCGCUACAAAGUACAACUUUUAACCCAAGAAAAAGAUAGGAAACUAUCAGAACUGAGGCAGAUUGCUGCUAAAAAAGAUAGUAUUACUGAGGAGAAUCAGGAUAGAGGCUGUGAAUUGAUGGAACGCUACCGAUCGCUAAAUAGAGAUGUAGAAAAAUUGAAAGAAUGUAGACGAAUCGCUGCUGAAACCAAAGAUGCUCUUUCGCAAAUAAAUUCCCAAUUAAUGUUCAGACGGAGGCAACUCAUUAGUGAGCUGAAUCUUAUCUACCCAAUACUUCAGAUGGCAGAUGACAAGUAUACGAUUUGCGACGUCCACCUGCCGAAUUCGGAGGACUUUGCCGGCGUGAACGAAGCGAUGAUCUCGGUCGGUCUGGGCUUCGUCGCCCAUCUGCUUCACAUGAUCUCCUACUUCCUCAACGUUCCACUGCGCUACCCCCUCUUCCACUUCGGAUCAAGGAGUACCAUCAUCGAUCACAUAACCGACAAAAUAUCCGAAAAAGAGAGAGAAUUCCCCUUAUUUGCCAAAGGAAAAGAAAAGCUGCAAUUUAAUUACGGCGUUUAUCUAUUGAACAAAAACAUUGCUCAACUGAGGUGGUAUUGUGGUCUUACAACCUCCGAUCUGAGAGCAACUUUACCAAAUCUCGCUGAUCUGCUCAAUUUGAGGCCAUCGCAUAGUUUAUGCGGGUUCGAAGUGCACCACCGCACACUGUCGAGCUCGUCGAUCGGCUCAUCGCCGAGUCCCGUGAACCCGCCGCGACUCUCCUCCGCACGCCACCACCGGGCGCUCAAGGCCAACUCGGGCCUCAGCUUCUCCCUGGACAAGGGCCUGGACGAGCUGCAUGCCGACGCAGUCACGCCGACCCCGUUCCGGGCCCCCGAAGCCCCCGCCAUUCAGCCCACCAGUCAUCCGUCGCCGGCCAACGGGAACGGGACCUCUCUGCCGCUCAACGUCGAAGGUUGCUGGAACUGCGACGAACUGAGCGUCAUGUCGGCGCCCGAACAACUCGAAACGCUCUCUCGCAACAGUCCCGUCAUCAGUGUAGAUAGUAAACUCAACGAUCUGGGAAGGUUGCAAGACUUCAAAGUGACUUUACGGAAAGAGGAGCUUGCCUCCACCGACUAGUUUCAAUGGAAAGAUGAAGUUGUCACUGUCACAUGAAGAUAAUCCCUGUCCCUUGAUAAUCCGACUAUUGUUUAUUCAAUACACCGAAUCUUCAUUUAGUUCAUUUAAUCGUGAAUGAGUAUUAUAAUUUAAUACACCAAGAAACAACAGGCUUACGUCUGAAACUCACCCUUUCCCAUUCUAUACAGGCAGUCCAAAUCUAUCAAUAUUUUUUAAUCGAACAUUUACAAACUCUAAACUGAGGAAAAAUAAUUUAAUCGUGAACGAUUAUUGUAAUUUAAGACAAGAAACACAACAGCCUUAAGCCGCGUUUACACCAAAGUUAUUAACAAAAUGUCAAUAACUUAAUCCUUAUAGAUUCUAUUAGAUUGAAUAUAACUUACAUACACAUGAUGAACGCAUGUAUUUGUCAAGUUCCGUUCAAUCUAAUACAAUCUAUAAGGAUUAAGUUAUUAAUAUUUUGUUAAUAACUUUGGUGUAAAUGCGGCUUUACGCCUGAACUUCCGCCGUUUCCAUUCUAUAAAGACAGCUCAAAUCUAGAUAUGUGUCAAUCUUUUUUAAUCGAACAUUUACACACUCAAAAACCAU